AUGUUGGCGUGGAGGUGGCGUGGAGGUUGCGUGGAGGUGGCGCGGAGGUGGCGUGGAGGUGGCGUGGAGGUGGCAUGGAGGUGGCGUGGAGGUGGCGUUGAGGUGGCGUUGAGGUGGCGUAUGUUGGCGUGGAGGUGGCGUGGAGGUGGCAUGGAGGUGGCGUGGAGGUGGCGUGGAGGUGGCGUUGAGGUGGCGUAUGUUGGCGUGGAGGUGGCGUGGAGGUGGCGUGGAGGUGGCGUGGAGGUGGCGUUGAGGUGGCGUAUGUUGGCGUGGAGGUGGCGUGGAGGUUGCGUGGAGGUGGCGUGGAGGUGGCGUGGAGGUGGCGUUGAGGUGGCGUAUGUUGGCGUGGAGGUGGCGUGGUGGUGGCGUGGAGGUUGCGUGGAGGUGGCAUGGAGGUGGCGUGGAGGUGGCGCGGAGGUGGCGUUGAGGUGGCGUAUGUUGGCGUGGAGGUGGCGUGGAGGUGGCGUGGAGGUGGCGUGGAGGUGGCAUGGAGGUGGCGCGGAGGUGGCGUGGAGGUGGCGUGGAGGUCGCGUUGAGGUGGCGUUGAGGUGGCGUGGCGUGGAGGUGGCAUGGAGGUGGCGUGGAGGUGGCGUUGAGGUGGCGUAUGUUGGCGUGGAGGUGGCGUGGAGGUGGCAUGGAGGUGGCGUUGAGGUGGCGUAUGUUGGCGUGGAGGUGGCGUGGAGGUGGCAUGGAGGUGGCGUUGAGGUGGCGUAUGUUGGCGUGGAGGUGGCGUGGAGGUGGCGUGGAGGUGGCAUGGAGGUGGCGUGGAGGUGGCGUUGA
Knipowitschia caucasica is the source of this 780-nucleotide messenger RNA. Lineage: Eukaryota; Metazoa; Chordata; Actinopteri; Gobiiformes; Gobiidae. The record is from the annotation of a GenBank genome assembly.